Messenger RNA from Penicillium malachiteum, 393 nucleotides. RefSeq lists its product as uncharacterized. Bases 1 to 393 code for a protein of 130 amino acids. The transcript is spliced from 2 exons. NCBI's taxonomy places the organism in Eukaryota, Fungi, Ascomycota, Eurotiomycetes, Eurotiales, Aspergillaceae. The record is from RefSeq and is a predicted model, not a curated record.
AUGAACCCAACCAAACCCCUCCCGUCGUCCGCCGAAGCCAUUCGAGUCAAGAUCAAGUCAAUGAUUCCUGAAAUAUCCGAGGAAACUGAGAAUCAAGCGGAACUUCUGAAAACGGAGGGGAAUGGGAAUAAGACGUAUGGGGGAGAAUCACUCGCGGAGCAGAUCUCUCUUAUAUCGAGCCAACUGCCAAUCCCAGAUCCAGAGAACUGGGGUUGGCGUUUACUUUACUUCGCAGUUCCUACAACGGUUGGAACUGCAGGAAAGAAAGGGUUUCUCAUUCCACUCUCCGAGAAUGUCAUGCGCGAAGGCACCGUAGGAGAAAGCUUUUAUGUUGAGACAACAAAUCCAGAGAUCCGGAUGCAUACGGCAGCUAUAUUUUUUGUACCUAAAUGA